GACAAAAUGGAGGCUUGGAUUCACUGGCUCUGGCCGCCGUUUGGCGCCUUUGCCAUUCCUCUGCUACGUAGAAUGUGCUAACUCUAGACAACGAAGACACUGACCAUUUGACCAUUUCCCGCUCAGCAGUUCGCGGACUGAAGCGGAGAGGAGAUGCCCUUCUUUGCGAACACCCCCGAGUCCUUGAUCAGCCGGUCUGAUUCCAAGAACCCGUCAACGACAUGCAGGGGAAUUACUUCCAGCGGCCGACCAUGUAGAAGACCCAUCGCGGCCUCGGUCGCAGCAUCAACUCCGCCCCCGCGAUCCAAAGCUAGUGAGCUCCGAGUCGACGAUCCUCAGGACGAGCGGCUGUACUGUUGGCAGCACAAGGAGCAGGCAAGCCUGUCGUCGCGGUCUAGCCCAGGUCCAAAGGUGUCCGGAAGCCCCAUCGUUGAAGAGAGGACGAGCCUAGACACUUUGGCAGACCGUCUGGGGCUGGUAGCACAGGCUCAGGGAAAGAAACCACCGAAACAACGGCACUCUGGACGUCCGAGUGGAAGCCAUGGCGAAAAGCAGAAGCAGCGCCCCGUUAAGAUGGCCCGGCCGAAGGCGACGAAGACAGUCGAGUUCUGCUGCUGCUUCCGGGUCCCCAUCGAGGAGGUCUCACCACCACCACGCCCAGCGCCGCGUCCCCUGCAGCCUCCCUCGUCAGCUCCUGUAACACCGACCUACGGCAAUGGCAGGAAGGCGUCGAGCCAGCAGCAGCAUCUCACCCCCUCACCAUCCCCAUACCGCCCACGGCCAAGUCACUCGGCGCCGCUACCCGCCGGGCGAAGCCCGCGCCUCUCCUCGACGGCCUCCACCUCUUCCCAGACCGCAGCGUACCUCGCCCUCAUCCCUCCCACGGCCUCCCCGCAGACAGCAUCGCUUCUCAUGGCAGAGCUCGCGAAGCCCUUCUCCCAUAUCGACGAGCCGGGCUACAUGUACAUAUUCUGGCUGACACCGGAAUCGCAACCGUCCACGCCCCCCGCCGAGGCAGCCCGCUCGCUCCUCACGCCGCCCGCCCCGACGACGCCGACGAAGCGCCCGCCCGGCCAGCGGCGCCCGAGCGACGUACUCGCAUCCUUCGCAUCCUCUCCCAGCGCCAGCCGCGGCCCCGGCGCGGCGGCGUCAGGCAAGAAGAAGGUGGUGCUCCUCAAGAUCGGGCGGGCGACCAACGUGCAGCGGCGGCUCAACGAGUGGACGCGCCAGUGCGGCCACAACCUCUCGCUGAUCCGCUACUACCCCUACAUACCCUCGGGCGGUAGCCCGGCGGCGGCAGCGGGGACGGGGACCGGGGUGACGCCGCGCAAGGUGCCGCACAGUCACCGCGUCGAGCGGCUCGUCCACCUCGAGCUGGCAGGGCGGGGGCUCCGGGUCGCCGACCGGGGCGCCUGCGCCGCGUGCGGGAGGGAGCACCGCGAGUGGUUCGAGGUGGAGGCUACGAGGAAGGCUGUCGCCGACGUGGAUGAGGUGGUGAGGAGGUGGGUUGCGUGGGAUGAGGGGAUGGGCUAGGUAGUUGGUUUGGCAUACGACUUGAUGAGGAAAGGAAGAUGGGGGGUCAUAGCAUUAGGGUCUACGGUAUAGCAUGCAUGGGGGCAAGGCAAAAGGUACGUAAGGCGUAGCAGUUGA
Molecule: messenger RNA, 1650 nt
Organism: Phialemonium atrogriseum
Lineage: Eukaryota; Fungi; Ascomycota; Sordariomycetes; Cephalothecales; Cephalothecaceae
Product: DUF1766-domain-containing protein
Exons: 1
Coding region: 154-1533 (459 amino acids)
Source: RefSeq, a predicted model, not a curated record